Dermatophagoides pteronyssinus (European house dust mite) is the source of this 1647-nucleotide messenger RNA. RefSeq names its product NADH dehydrogenase (ubiquinone) 51 kDa subunit (gene ND-51). NCBI's taxonomy places the organism in Eukaryota, Metazoa, Arthropoda, Arachnida, Sarcoptiformes, Pyroglyphidae. Gene Ontology annotation, cellular component: respiratory chain complex I. Gene Ontology annotation, molecular function: FMN binding; NAD binding; NADH dehydrogenase (ubiquinone) activity. The record is from RefSeq and is a predicted model, not a curated record. Gene Ontology annotation, biological process: mitochondrial electron transport, NADH to ubiquinone.
CAAUGUGCGAGUUGUUUCUUCGUUUGUUUACAUUCUGUUUUUUUUCUUUUAAACGAAUAUUCUUGAUCGAUUGUAUUAAAGAAUACAUUGGUGAUUCGAUUAAAUAUGAAAUCCAUAUUACAGCAUCAUCGAACAUUAACCGCAUCACAAGUAAAACUAUUUCCGAUACGUUUUCAACAAACGGCAGCAUCUGAUGCACCACCACCUAAGACUAAAUUUGGCCCAUUAGCCGAUGAAGAUCGUAUUUUCACCAAUCUAUAUGGACGUCAUGAUUGGCAUCUAAAAGGAGCCAUCAAAAGAGGUGAUUGGUACAAAACAAAAGAAAUAUUAUUAAAAGGACAUGAAUGGAUACAAGGCGAAAUGAAAACGUCCGGAUUACGUGGUCGUGGUGGUGCCGGCUUUCCCACCGGUUUGAAAUGGAGUUUCAUGAACAAACCAUCGGAUGGUCGUCCAAAAUAUUUGGUUGUUAAUGCCGAUGAAGGUGAACCUGGUACCUGUAAAGACCGUGAAAUUAUGCGCCAUGAUCCGCAUAAAUUGGUUGAAGGAUGUUUAGUUGCCGGAAGUGCUAUGGGUGCAUGUGCGGCUUAUAUUUAUAUUCGUGGUGAAUUCUAUAAUGAAGCAUCGAAUCUCCAGAUUGCCAUACAGGAAGCUUAUCAGGCUGGUUUGAUUGGCAAAAAUGCCUGUGGCUCUGGCUAUGAUUUCGAUGUAUUUGUUCAUCGUGGUGCUGGUGCUUAUGUUUGUGGUGAAGAAACAGCAUUAAUAGAAUCGAUUGAAGGUAAACAAGGAAAACCACGGUUGAAACCGCCGUUUCCAGCUGAUAUCGGCUUAUUUGGAUGCCCUACAACUGUUAACAAUGUGGAAACGAUUGCCGUUGCACCGACUAUCUGCCGUCGGGGUGGAACCUGGUUUGCAUCAUUUGGUCGUCCACGUAAUACUGGUACGAAAUUAUUUAACAUUUCCGGUCACGUGAAGAACCCAUGUACAGUUGAAGAGGAAAUGUCUAUUCCAAUGAAAGAAUUAAUAGAACGUCAUUGUGGUGGCAUAAUAGGUGGUUGGGAUAAUCUACUCGGCGUUAUACCGGGUGGAUCCUCCACACCAAUUCUACCCAAAGAUAUUUGCUCUACCGUAUUGAUGGAUUUUGAUUCUCUUGUGGAAAAUAAAUCCGGUCUUGGUACAGCCGCAUUAAUCGUUAUGAAUAAACAAACGGAUGUGAUCAAAGCUAUUGCACGUUUAGCUUCAUUUUAUAAACAUGAAAGUUGUGGUCAGUGCACACCUUGUCGUGAAGGUACCGGAUGGAUGAAUAAAAUUAUGUGGCGUCUUGUGGAUGGCAAAGCCGAUCCAAAAGAGAUUGAUAUGUUAUUCGAAAUGAGCAAACAAAUUGAAGGACAUACGAUUUGUGCUCUUGCCGAUGGUGCUGCAUGGCCUGUACAGGGUUUGAUCCGACAUUUUAGGCCUGUCAUUAUGGAACGUAUACAACAAUAUCAAGCAAAAGCCGGUAAUGGUGAUCAGGAAAAGAUAAAAGCGGCUGCACACUAAAAAUAUUCGAUUUUUUUUUGUUCAAAAAAAGUUUGAAUCAUUAUUAGUCUUCAAAUUUUAGUUUAUUAUUCAAUUUGAAUUGAAAUUUUCUUUCCUGUUGUGUAUAUUUUA